AUGGGUUCCACGCUUCCUCAGACUAUGAAGGCUCUUCGCUAUGACAAGCCAGAGUCGCACAGCAUCGCCGAGGUCCCGUUGCCUGAGCUCCGUGACAACGAUGUCCUGAUCAAAGUCAAGGCCUGCGGUGUCUGCGGAACCGAUCUGCAUAUCCACGAGGGUGAAUUCAUCGCAAAGUUCCCCCUCGUCCCCGGUCACGAAACCGUCGGUGUCGUCGCCGCCGUCGGCCCCAAAGUCAAGGGCUUCAACAUCGGUGACCGCGUCGUCGCCGACAACUCUGAGCUCUGCGGCGAGUGCUUCUAUUGCCGUCGCGGCGAUGAGCUGUUCUGCGAACACUUCGAGGCUCACGGCGUCACCAUGAACGGUGGCUUUGCUGAAUAUUGCGCAUACCCUGCUGGCAGGGUAUUCAAGAUCAAGAACCUCUCGGAUGUGGAUGCCACGUUGUUGGAGCCGGCCAGCUGUGCCGCGCAUGGUUUGGAUAAGAUUGCGCCCAAGAUGGGGUCGUCGGUGUUGUUGUUUGGAGCUGGGCCGACUGGUUUGAUCCUGGCUCAGUUGCUCCGCCAAUGCGGUGGCUGCCGCGUGGUGGUUGUUGCUCCUGAGGGAUUGAAGAUGGAUCUGGCCAAGUCGCUGGAGGCAGGUGACGAGUAUGUUGCGCUGUCGCGACAGGAUCCUAGCGCGCAAUUCCAGAAGCUGAAGGAGGAGAACCCCUAUGGGUUUGACAUUGUUGUUGAGGCCACGGGUAGUGUUAAGAUCCUGGAAGACUCGAUCAACUAUGUCCGCAGAGGUGGAAAGCUGGUGGUGUAUGGUGUUUAUUCCAACAAGGACCGCGUGUCUUGGCCUCCUAGCAAGAUCUUUGGUGAUGAGAUUACCAUCCUGGGUAGCUUCUCUGAAGUGUACAAGUUCCCUGCGGCGAUUGACUACCUCGACUCCGGCAAGGUCAAGGUCAAGGGCAUCGUCAACAAGACGUUCAAGAUUGAUCAGUGGGAGGAGUGUCUGGCGGCGAUGAAGAACAAGACGGCCAUUAAGGCGGCGAUUACUUUCGAUUAA
This is a messenger RNA of Aspergillus luchuensis, 1047 nucleotides long. RefSeq names its product zinc-dependent alcohol dehydrogenase family protein. The record is from RefSeq and is a predicted model, not a curated record. Bases 1 to 1047 code for a protein of 348 amino acids. Gene Ontology annotation, molecular function: oxidoreductase activity; zinc ion binding. NCBI's taxonomy places the organism in Eukaryota, Fungi, Ascomycota, Eurotiomycetes, Eurotiales, Aspergillaceae. The transcript has 6 exons.